Molecule: messenger RNA, 2399 nt
Organism: Thunnus maccoyii (southern bluefin tuna)
Lineage: Eukaryota; Metazoa; Chordata; Actinopteri; Scombriformes; Scombridae
Product: heat shock 70 kDa protein 1
Exons: 2
Coding region: 65-1984 (639 amino acids)
Biological process (GO): protein refolding; cellular response to unfolded protein
Cellular component (GO): blood microparticle; cytoplasm; vesicle
Molecular function (GO): ATP binding; misfolded protein binding; ATP-dependent protein folding chaperone
Source: RefSeq, a predicted model, not a curated record
GAUCAAUCCUCUUCAAAACACACACAACUCAAGGCUUAACUGACACAAAUUCAAAACAACCAAGAUGUCUGCAGGCAAAGGCGUAGCUAUCGGCAUUGACCUGGGUACCACCUACUCCUGUGUGGGGGUUUUCCAGCACGGAAAAGUAGAAAUCAUCGCCAAUGACCAGGGCAACAGGACCACCCCCAGCUAUGUGGCGUUCACGGACACCGAGAGGCUGAUCGGGGAUGCAGCCAAGAACCAGGUGGCUUUGAACCCCAGCAACACUGUGUUUGAUGCCAAGCGACUGAUUGGAAGAAAGUUUGAUGAGCCAGUGGUGCAGGCGGACAUGAAGCACUGGCCCUUCAAGGUGGUGGGAGAUGGAGGGAAGCCCAAAAUUCAAGUGGAAUACAAAGGGGAGAACAAAACCUUCUUCCCUGAGGAGGUCUCCUCCAUGGUCCUGGUGAAGAUGAAGGAGAUUGCUGAGGCCUACCUCGGCCAAACGGUGUCCAAUGCAGUCAUUACAGUCCCAGCAUACUUCAACGACUCACAGCGUCAGGCCACUAAAGACGCAGGCGUCAUCGCAGGACUGAACGUCCUGAGGAUCAUCAACGAGCCCACAGCAGCUGCCAUUGCAUAUGGUCUGGACAAAGGCAAGUCAGCAGAACGUAACGUCCUGAUCUUUGACCUGGGUGGAGGCACCUUUGAUGUGUCCAUCCUGACAAUUGAAGAUGGUAUCUUUGAGGUCAAAGCCACAGCUGGAGACACUCACCUGGGUGGAGAAGACUUUGACAACCGCAUGGUCAACCAUUUUGUAGAGGAGUUCAAGAGGAAACACAAGAAGGACAUCAGUCAUAACAAGAGAGCAUUGAGGAGGCUGCGCACAGCUUGUGAGAGGGCCAAGAGAACCCUGUCCUCUAGCUCCCAGGCCAGCAUUGAGAUCGACUCUCUGUUUGAAGGUAUUGACUUCUACACCUCCAUCACCAGGGCUCGUUUUGAGGAGCUGUGCUCUGACCUGUUCAGGGGAACAUUAGAGCCAGUGGAGAAAGCCCUGAGGGAUGCCAAAAUGGACAAAGGACAGAUCCAUGACAUCGUUCUGGUUGGAGGCUCCACCCGAAUCCCCAAAAUCCAGAAACUCCUGCAGGAUUUCUUCAAUGGCAGGGAGCUGAACAAGAGCAUCAACCCAGAUGAGGCGGUGGCUUAUGGUGCCGCCGUCCAGGCCGCCAUUCUCUCAGGUGAUACCUCAGGCAACGUUCAGGACCUGUUGCUGCUGGAUGUGGCACCUCUGUCCCUGGGUAUUGAGACAGCUGGAGGAGUCAUGACAUCCCUGAUUAAACGUAACACCACCAUCCCCACUAAACAAACCCAGACUUUCACCACCUACUCUGACAACCAGCCCGGGGUCCUCAUCCAGGUCUACGAAGGGGAGAGAGCCAUGACCAAAGACAACAAUCUGCUGGGCAAGUUUGAGCUGACAGGACUCCCACCUGCUCCUCGAGGGGUCCCACAGAUCGAGGUCACCUUUGACAUCGAUGCCAACGGCAUUUUGAACGUGUCAGCAGUGGACAAAAGCACCGGCAAAGAGAACAAGAUCACCAUCACCAACGACAAGGGCCGACUGAGCAAAGAAGAGAUCGAGAGGAUGGUGCAGGAUGGUGAGAAAUACAAGGCUGAGGAUGAGCUUCAGAGGGACAAAAUCGCUGCGAAGAACUCGCUGGAGUCCUACGCCUUCAACAUGAAGAGCAGUGUGCAGGACGAGAACAUAAAGGGCAAAAUCAGCGAGGAGGACCAGAAGAAGGUGAUUGAGAAGUGUGACGAGACCAUCAGCUGGCUGGAGAACAACCAGCUGGCUGAUAAAGAGGAGUACCAACACCAGCAGAAAGAGCUGGAGAAAGUGUGUAACCCCGUCAUCAGCAAGUUGUAUCAGGGAGGAAUGCCUGCAGGCAGCUGUGGACAGCAGGCACGAGCUGGCUCCCAGGGGCCCACCAUUGAGGAAGUGGACUAAAGUGGCCUUUAAUAUGGACUCUAUGAUCACUGGAACUGUUUUAAAUACAACUGUAACUAUAUGCUUUAUGUUCACAAGUUUGGGCUUUAUUUUAUAUGAUAUAAGAUCCUAAAUGUUUAUAUAUUUUCAAUGUAAGUAUAUACAUUUAAUCUCUGCAUUAUGAAACAACAAUUCAACAGCACUUUUAUACUAAUAUGUUUUUGUCCAUAUCAUAUUUGCAAUGUUGUAAAGAUCCUGAAAUUGUAAAUAUAUUUUCCUAGAUGUUGCAAUAAAAAUAUAAACCUUACAAUUUUAUUUUACUGUUUUUCAAUCUAAUACAUACUUAGAUGUUACAAACUUCCAGAGACUUCAUGUAUUCAUGUAAAUUUAAUAGUCUUUCAGUUGAAGUAAUAAAGACACAGAAUCAUGAGGAAAA